AUGAGUCUUGCUGAAAUUUCAGCCCCAAAAGGGGCUGUCUACCUUUCUCAUCAUUGCGUACUGAAGGAAACCAGCUCGACUACAAAAUGUCACGUCGUAUUUGAUGCUUCGUCCAAAACGGCUAGCGGCAAAUCAUUAAACGACGUGCUAAUGACUGGACCAGUUUUACAAGAUUCGCUUGUUAACAUUUUGCUACGUUUUCGCACCCCGGUCAUCGCCCUCACAGAAGAUGUUCGACAAAUGUAUCGUAUUGUGGAAGUGGCUGCAACAGAUUGCAACUAUCAGCGUAUACUAUGGUGGUUGAACGACGUCGGCGAGUACACUCUAAACACCGUUACAUAUGGCACCAAAUCUGCGUCCGACUUAGCUACAAAAUGUGUCCAGCAAUUGUUAAGUAAUAUUACUGAAAGUGAUCCUGAUACAUUCGAGAAGGCAUCAAUGGGAAUUUACGUCGAUGUUAUUUUGACCGGCGCGGAUUCCCCAAAGGAGGCACGGCAAUUGCGACAACAAUUAUCCGAAUUUUUUUCAACGGGAGUUUUUCACCUCCGCAAAUGGGCACCGAACCACUCAUCCGCUUUGGAAGGUGUACCAGAAGCUGACCUCGAAGUGAAAAUCCCCAUCGAACUCCACGGCAGCGACACAAUCAAGGCCCUCGGAAUCCACUUGCAGCCGUGUAGCGACGAGUUCACGUUUUAG
Molecule: messenger RNA, 696 nt
Organism: Wyeomyia smithii (pitcher-plant mosquito)
Lineage: Eukaryota; Metazoa; Arthropoda; Insecta; Diptera; Culicidae
Exons: 1
Coding region: 1-696 (231 amino acids)
Source: RefSeq, a predicted model, not a curated record